Messenger RNA from Dicrocoelium dendriticum, 312 nucleotides. Lineage: Eukaryota; Metazoa; Platyhelminthes; Trematoda; Plagiorchiida; Dicrocoeliidae. The record is from the annotation of a GenBank genome assembly.
AUGAUCAAUCUGUACUCCUCGAUGCUAGCCCAACAAAACUGGCGCGACUUCUUCAGCGAUGGUCUUCACUUUUCUCGUAAAGGGUCGGAGUUCCUGGCGAACAUCUUCAUUUCUAUGUUCAGUGAAAUCCUCGUUGAUUGUCCAUUACGGCAAACAACUGAUUCGGGAGUUGAAGUUCUGUGCCGCCUACGCGGAGGCCUGCAAACAGAUCGCCGACCAAUGCCAGACUCGAAUGAUCAAUCUGUACUCCUCGAUGCUAGCCCAACAAAACUGGCGCGACUUCUUCAGCGAUGGUCUUCACUUUUCUCGUAA